AUGCGCUCCUUCCAUCUUCUUAUGCCCUUCGUGGGCUCUUCCCUGGCAGCCUACCCGUGGCUGAACGAGCCCGACACAGGUCUUGAGCGCGUUCUCGGUGUCGCGGGAUACGAGCCCCCGAAUGUUUGCCCUGAGCUUGACCAGCUGCAGUGCAUCCCGGACUUCGAGUUUGCCGCCAGAAGCUGCCUGAACGCCUCCAGCUAUACCUGGUACAGGCAUGCCUCUGGUGGUGAAUGGUCGUACAGGAACAACCUGGACUCGUUCCAGCAGCUGCGGUUCAGGCCCAGGAUGCUCAAGGACAUCUCAAACACCAAGAAUACCCUGAGCACCUCCAUCUUGGGCCACAACUUCUCUGCUCCAUUCUUUAUUGCCCCGGCCGCCCGUGCCGCCUAUUCCAACCCGGAGGAAGCCGAGAUUGCUUUCAUGAAGGGCGCCUAUGCCCAGGACAUCCUCUACAUGCCUGCCCUCUAUGCCAGCAAGACCAUCGAGGAGCUUGCCGCCGCAAAGCCCGGCAACGCAUCUCAAGUCACCUUCCAGCAGCUUUACGUCACGGUCAACGACACCAGCGUCAAGGACAACAUCAAGAGGGCCGAAGCCGCCGGUGCCAAGGCCAUCGUCUUCACCAUCGACGCCGUUGCCGACGGUGACCGCACCCGCGACGCCCGCUACCGCGCUCGUGACAGCCAGGCCACCGACACCGAGGACCUCCAGGCCCUGACCUGGGACUACUACACGGAGAAGCUGACCAAGUGGACGGACCUGCCCGUCAUCCUCAAGGGCGUGUACACGGUCGAGGACGCCAAGAAGGCGGUGGAGGUGGGCGCGCCCGCCAUCUACCUGUCGAACCACGGCGGGCGCCAGCUCGACGGCGCGCCCUCGCCGCUCGAGAUCGCCCUCGAGCUCCACGAGCAGGCCCCCGAGGUCUUCGAGCAGCUCGAGGUCUACGCCGACAGCGGCGUGCGCUACGGCACCGACGUCCUGAAGCUGCUCGCCCUCGGCGUGCGCGCCGUCGGCCUGGGCCGGUCCUUCCAUUACGCAAACGUCUACGGCCAGCCCGGCGUCGAGCGCUUGAUCGAGCUGCUGAAGCAGGAGAUUGUGAACGAUGCCGGCAACUUGGGCUUGUCCAACUUGUGGGACAUCAACGCCGAUUACUUGAACUUGGAUAAGCUGAAGUGCAAUGGAUGGUAA
Messenger RNA from Diplodia corticola, 1188 nucleotides. RefSeq names its product fmn-dependent dehydrogenase. Gene Ontology annotation, molecular function: oxidoreductase activity; FMN binding. The record is from RefSeq and is a predicted model, not a curated record. The coding region runs from base 1 to 1188 and encodes 395 amino acids. The transcript is spliced from 6 exons. Lineage: Eukaryota; Fungi; Ascomycota; Dothideomycetes; Botryosphaeriales; Botryosphaeriaceae.